This is a messenger RNA of Carica papaya (papaya), 2750 nucleotides long. RefSeq names its product transcriptional regulator ATRX. The record is from RefSeq and is a predicted model, not a curated record. Lineage: Eukaryota; Viridiplantae; Streptophyta; Magnoliopsida; Brassicales; Caricaceae.
UAGAUUACGUUUAGGAUGAUGGUCUUCGACCUUACGUGUAAGGAUCACGCGACAUCGUUGACCCCUGGCAUCAUGGUCCAAAUCGUCUUCCUCAAAGUAGCUUCCUCCCUUGAUUCUUAACUGACCCAAAGAGUCUCUUUCUCUGUGGAAAUACUAGUGCAAGCAAAAGUCCUCCCUUCUUUUCCCCUCCAUGGCGUUUCCUUUUUAAGAAGCUUGACUUUUGAAAUUGGCGUCUUUGCUGCUGUCAAGUUUGAGUUCAGAUAAUGGACACUUCAGGCCAGGAGAAGGAAGAUCGGAGGACUAGUUCUGGUAUGGGAGAUUCAAAUGCAAUGACCAUUGAAUUCCUCCGAGCACGUUUACUGUCUGAAAGAUCCAUAUCAAGAAGCGCAAGACAGAGAGCUGAUGAACUGGCGAAAAGGGUCGAUGAACUAGAGGAACAGCUCAGGAUAGUAUCUCUUCAAAGAAAGAAAGCUGAGAAGGCAACAGCUGAUGUUCUUGCUAUUCUGAAGAACAAUGGGAUCACUGACAUUUCUGAAGCAUUUGAUUCAAGCUCUGAGGAAAAUGAUUGUGAAUCCAAAGUGGGUAAUAAAUCCACUGAAGUGGAAGGGAGCUAUAUCAAUUCAAAAGUGGGAAGAAAUGACUCUGAAGAAUGUUCAGGUUCUGAUCAUGACUCUUCUCCAUUACCUGGUCGAAGCCUGUCCUGGAAGGGCUGCAAGAAUGCUCCAAAUUCUUCCAAUAAAUACAAGGGUUCUCUUAUGAGAAGACGGAGCAGUUAUGCAUCUGCUGGUUCUUCUUCCUCGAAACAACGUCAAGGAAAAUCUUGCCGCCGGAUAAGACAUAGAGAAUCAAGAUCAGUGGUUGAAGACGUUACAACAGAUUCAAUCAAGGUUAAUGAUCAAGGAAAUAAAGUUGCAAUCUCUUCUGAAGUCUUUCUUGGAACCAUAGACCAGCAACGUAAUAUCUUGAAAGCAGGUUCUGAAAGACAUGAAUGGAAAAAUUUACUGGAGGGUCCAAAUUCAAGUGGUUUAGGAAAUGGUGGAAAGACAUCCAAGAAUGAGCUCGAUUUUCACAGCUAUGCAGCAGAAAAAGAUAUGGAAAGGGCAGUGGAGUAUCAGGAACAGCUCAUUGAACGUUAUGAAGCAAUGGAAAGGGUUCAACAAGAAUGGGAAGAGAAGUUCAGGGAAAACAACGACAGCACUCCGGAUUCAGGCGAUCAUGGGAACCACUCUGAUGUCACUGAUGAAAGAGAUGAAAUCAAGUCCCAAGCUCCAUAUGAUUCUGGUACAGUUGCCUCCCAGGUCCAAGAGGCAAGGUCCAAGGUGGAGGGCCGUUGCUUCUCCACAGAACAAUUCAAAUAUCAGUCUAAUGGCUUGCUCCGACCUCUACAUGAUGCUAUGGGAAGCUUGAAUGAUAAAAACAGUGCUGAAUCUGCAGUCAAAGAUUCUGCAUUUCCAGUGGCCGAGGGAAAGCAGAAUCAAGAGAGCCUGAAGAGCAAUCAUUGUAUGCCUUCUGAUUGCUCCUAUAAUAACUUGCAUCUAGAUGUUCCCCAAGGGAUUCAGACAGAUAUUGUCUUCUCGGCGAAUAGAGAUGCUAGUUCUAGUUCCUAUAGAGAAGCUUCUGGGAGCCAAAAUGACUUGUUUGCAAGGGAAACAUCUAGUGGGUUUGAUGGCGUGCUGGAUGCACUUAAGAAGGCUAAGUUAUCACUACAACAGAAAAUGGGUACAAUUCCUUCAGCAGAAGCUGGACUGGUUCUUAAACCCACUGAACACUCAAUGCCAAUAGAAGUUGACGUCGGUAAAUUUCCCUUGCUGGAAGCUGGAUCUUUCGGAAAAGAAAUUAUUCCUUCUGUUCCUGCUAGAAGGAUUGGGGGUAACAUAGAGAUUCCUGGUGGAUGUGCUAGACUUUUUAGAAUACCUACAUUGUCAGACGAUGCCACUAAAGAUAAUUACGUGGGUUCAGGUUCUCAACUAGAUAUGGCAAACCAUUUUCCUGACGCAGGUGUUGCACGAACUGCUAGUGAUCAACUUUUUAUAAGCUCGUAUUUGCAUACUUUGCCAAGUUUUCAUGGUGGUGAUCGACUGCUUUCUGGUGCACAAUUUUCCAGGCAAACUUACAAGGAUACUAGGUCUAGUAUUUCAACCAUCCCGUCUUCAGAUGUUCCAUCUGUUUCUACAAUGGAUCAUCGACAGUUCACUAUCAAGGCAGAGAGUGGAUCAAGAAUAUCAACUGAGAAACCAAAUUUUGAUAAUUUCUUAAGUUCAAGUCUGCCCCCUGGCAGUCAAUACACCCAUCCCUCAUUCCGUACACAUCCUGACUUGAGUUCACGGCUGCUGUCUGAACAAGAGUUUCCAACAUUCCGAUCAAGCCAGUCAGUUGGGAUACCUCCCGGUAAUCACUUUGCAUUUUACAAUGAUCACUUGAGACCAGAUAUGUAUAGAUAGUUUAGCGAUCUCUUGUGUUAUUCAUGGUAAUCUCAAGGAAGAAGAUUUCGGAAAUAGUCCUGUAGGAUCUAUCAUUGCAAUUUGCUUUUGUUGUAAAAUAAAUAGUAGUAUUUGGUGUUAUAGCUGGGGAGAAAUAGAAUUUGUAAAGAGCAAUGACUUGCAUCGAUUCAUGUCUUGUCCCCUCUGAACAAUAAUAUGUUCAAAAUCUUAUCUUGUUUCCAUCUCUUGAUCAAACAAGGACAAAUACUCUUUGACUUUCUCAUGUAAAUAUGAUCGUAUAGAAUAAUCCAGUCAUGUUUGAUGAUCAAA